GUAAUUACAAUCAACUUGAGUGGCAAAUCACAUAACCCUAUUCUAUAUAACCCCAACCCACUGCCACAUCACUACCAUCCUAUUCACCAAAUUCUGAGCAAUCAUCAUUCACUGAAGCAGAAGCAAGCAACCAACCAAAUAUGGCUAUGGCAUUCAAGAUGGCGACGUUAGGGAUGAGAGUGACAGAAGAAUGCAAAAACUCAUUCAUGGAGAUGAAAUGGAAGAAAGUUCACCGGUACAUCGUGUUUAAGAUCGAUGAAAAAUCCGGUGGAUUCACCGUCGAUAAAGUCGGCGCCGCCGGUGAAGGUUAUGACGACCUCGCCGCUUCUCUUCCCGACGACGAUUGCCGUUACGCUGUCUUUGAUUUCGAUUUUGUUACCGUCGAUAAUUGCCGCAAGAGCAAGAUCUUCUUCAUCGCUUGGGCUCCAUCAGCAUCAAGGAUUAGAGCAAAAAUGUUGUAUGCAACCUCAAAAGAUGGAAUAAGAAGGGCAUUAGAUGGAAUUCAUUACGAAGUUCAAGCAACUGAUCCUAGUGAGAUGGGAUUCGACAUCAUAAAGGAUCGCGCUAAUUAGUUUUUUAGAGUUAAAUUUAACAGCCCUUAUAAUCUCAAAAUCAAUCUGAAAAUGUUCUAAUUAAUGUGGUUUUCAUCUUCUUUUUUUAAUGACCUUAGAUUUAGAUCAAAGGUAGUAGUAGUAUCUUACUGGAGGAGCUUUAAUUAAAUAUGUUGUUUGUUAGUUUUGUUGCUCCCCUCCCUUUGAUCUUUUUUGUUGUUGUGUCUCCUUUUUUUGGUACUUAAAUAUGAAGCUAAUCUUGUAAUCUUGUAUUUUUGUAUGUUAAUCCUCUAAUUUGAUAAAAUAAUUGAGGUGGGCAAAUGUACUAAUCAAGUAAUAAAAUAGUAUUACUAUCAA
Messenger RNA from Beta vulgaris subsp. vulgaris (sugar beet), 908 nucleotides. Its product is annotated as actin-depolymerizing factor 5. Gene Ontology annotation, cellular component: actin cytoskeleton; cytoplasm. Bases 141 to 572 code for a protein of 143 amino acids. Lineage: Eukaryota; Viridiplantae; Streptophyta; Magnoliopsida; Caryophyllales; Amaranthaceae. Gene Ontology annotation, molecular function: actin filament binding. The record is from RefSeq and is a predicted model, not a curated record. The transcript is spliced from 3 exons. Gene Ontology annotation, biological process: actin filament depolymerization; actin filament bundle assembly.